AGAAGUAGAUAUAGUUAUUGACUUUUAAAAUGCAGAAACAGUAACUACUAAGAGACUCAGACUAUCGUGUAAUUUCUGCAAUUUCACUAUAAACCAUUUAGUCACGUGAUAAUUUCGUCAUCAGUAUAUCGGUAGAUUACUGAUCGAACCCUGGUGUUAGUUGAUCUUGUUGCUUUUUCAACAAUGUUAAAUUUGACUUUAACAAAAUGGCCAACAAUAGUAUCCUCUCCAACAGCUAAAAUAAUGUUUGCAACAACUUUAAGAAGCAUGACUACCAUUAAAGAAAAUUCGGCAAAUUCAAAAAUACUUUCAAUAGUGCGAAUAUCUCCAUUAUUAAAAGUUAACCAAACUUUAACGUCAAAUUCAAAUUCUAGUGUACAAUACAAUUAUGCAACAUAUUCUGCUUUAACAACAUCAAUUGAGAAAGAACAAGGAGAAGAAAAAAACGAGGGAGAAGUUCUUUUAAAAACGAAUAAUGAGAGGAAUAUAAGUGUAGAAAAUGGGAUGGAUAGUUCAUGGGUAGGUAAUUAUUCAUUGGAUAGAUUGGUAAUUAGGUUUAGGGAAGCAAUUCAAGAAGGAGAUCUGAAAAAACUUAUGAUGACACAUCACACAUUAAUAAAAGAACAAAAAGGACAACAAUGGCAGAAUCGUUUAAAAAAAUCAGAUUAUCAGGAUGCAAUAAGUUUGCUGACUCGUUCUGCAAAUUUCACACAAAAGGCAACUAGUCCACCGCCAUCAUCAACUCAAACUCUAGCCUCAACUACUUCGAUAAUAUAUUCACUUUUUAAUGAUAUGAAAAAGCAAGGUUAUAAACCAGAUACAUCAACCUAUAAUAGACUAAUUUAUUUGAAUUCACUUAAAGGUGAUACUAAAGAAUCAAGAAGAAUCUACAAAAUGAUGCUUGAAGAUAAAAUAGAAUGUACCAUAUAUACAUUUAAUUCGUUAAUAUUGUCAUAUCAAUGGUCAUUAGAUAUUGAAAGUGCAUUAGAAGUAUUAGAGGAAAUGAAAUUGUAUGGAAUUAAACCUAAUACUGUAACAUUUAAUUCUUUAAUUGAUAUAUAUGUUAAGUUAGGUGAUAUUAAUCAAGCUGAACGAAUUUAUGAGAAAAUGAAGAGUAAUUCUACAACUAGGAUGGGGAACAGUUUGGAUAAAUGUGAAGUAAUAGUAGAUAAGUUUACUUUGGAUUGCUUAUUAAGUGGAUAUUUAAAUUAUGGACAUUUGGAUAAAGCAAAAAAUUUAUUUAAAGAUAUUAAAGACAGUGGAAUAGAAUUGGAUACACAUCUUUAUACGAAAAUAUUAAAAAUUUAUUGUUAUGAACCUGGUAACUUGCAAAAAGUACUAAAUUUAUUUAAUCAGAUUAAACAUCAACAACAUAAAGGAAAUAUUAAAUUUGUUAAUACUUUGUUAGAUUACUUGAUUAAAGAAAAAGAGUUUUCUAAUGCUCUAAGGGUAUAUGAGGAAUUAGUAGAUAUUGGGUUUAUUCAUGAUGCAGCUACUCUAGCUUCGAUUAUACCGGCUUAUUAUCAUACUGGAAAUAAUGAUAUUGCUUUUAAAUUAUUUAAUGAAAAAAUGGAUUCUUUUUUAAACAUGCGAAAAUUGUUUUCAUUAUUCUCAAACCUAGGAAAAGAACACUCAAAAAAUUUUUUCAAACAAUUCGCUUCCUCUUCUAGUAUACUUUAUAAUACAUUAAUCACUUAUUUCUUAACCCAAGAUGAUAUAACUAAUGCAUUAGAAAUUUAUUCACAUCUCCUUCAACAAGGGUACUUUUUAAAUAUUUUAAACAUAACAAUAUUAUGCAAAAAAUUAAUAUCACAAGAAAAAAUUAAUGAGGCAUUACAAAUAUAUUAUCAAUCAAAAGAUCAUAAUAUAAUACUAGAUCAACGUGGCUACACAAUACUAAUAGAUUCCUUUUCAAAAAUGACAUAUAUGUCAGAAUCUCAACGUAUAUUUGUUGAUAUGAAAGAAAAAGGUAUAAAACCAAAUUCUUACACAUAUUCUUCAUUAAUUAGAGGAUUUGGAAAAAUUUAUGAUAUACAAGGCGUAAAAAAUAUUCAUCAAUUAAUUAGAAUGGAUUUGAAUCUCGAUCAAUUUGAUAUUGUCAUAUAUAAUUCUUUAAUGGAUGCCUAUAAUAGAUGUGGUUAUGGUUAUAAUGUAUUACAAUUAUGGGAUUCCUUGGUAAUAUCUUCUAAAGAAAGUGAUUUAUUAGUUAAUAAUGCUACCGUAUCGAUUGUUUUGGAUUCUUGUGGUUUUAAUAAACAAUUAUUUAGAUUAAAUCAAAUUUGGUAUGAUUUAAAAAAGAAGAAUUUUAAUUUAAAUCAAAAUAAUUAUGCUUCAUACCUUGAAGCUUUAGCCAGAAAUCAAAAAUUUAAUGAAGCAAAAAAUGUUUUAAUGUCUGAAAUGAUUGAUGAUGGUAUACAACCUAAUUCUAAAAUAAUUAGAACUUUAUUAAAUUUCUUGCAUGAUCAUUCUAAAAAUAGAGAUCAAUAUGAAAUUAUUAAUUGGGUUAGAACCAAUUUUCCUUUUUUAGCUAAGGAAUUAAAUUUAGUUAAUAAAAAAAAUAAUAAAAAUAUAACUAAAGGUAUAUCUGAAAAAGAUUAA
Rhizophagus irregularis DAOM 181602=DAOM 197198 is the source of this 2598-nucleotide messenger RNA. RefSeq lists its product as uncharacterized. The record is from RefSeq and is a predicted model, not a curated record. NCBI's taxonomy places the organism in Eukaryota, Fungi, Glomeromycota, Glomeromycetes, Glomerales, Glomeraceae. Gene Ontology annotation, molecular function: protein binding.